UCGGCAUCCUGUCGAUAGCGCGCCCACCAACCGCCGUGGCGCGACUUCCAACGCAUCCGUCCGUCUCUCAUUCUUAUUCUCUACCUUAUUCAUACUGAGGAACACUACCAUGCGUGUGGUUGUGCCAUGAGACAAGCAGUGUCUUUGUGCCUGUGGCCAGAGCAACAGUCACACUCCUACUACGUUGCUGCGACGGCAUCGUGUCCCGUAUCCGGUGGUUCUGGUUGGCGGCGGCGACGUGACCGUUAACUUUACAGUCGCAUCUUCGCUUCUUGAUUACGUUCCUCGCCUCGACGGCCAGCUAUGGAGACGGCGGCCUACAAACGCUCCCGAGCGCGUCCUGGCUACAACGUGCCGAAGGAACCGACGCAGGAGGAACGUCUCGAGCGCCUGAACACGGCCAUUCAGGCGAUCACUUUCGAUGACGUUCGGACGGUAGUGUCGUGCAUCCCCGGCAACAUCGAAGUGGGCGCCACUUACGACCUGGUGUUGGGGGCGAGCCAGAACAAACCCCGGAGAGUGAAGGCAAGUCUCCUCCACCUCGCCGUCCACCACCGGGCUGCCCAGUGUGCCAAGCUCCUUCUGCAUCUAGGGGCGCCGACCGAGGCCACAGACAGCGAGCUGGGCGAUUGCGCCAUCCACGCCGGCGUCAGGAUGUCCCGCUACGACUUGGUGACCCUCCUGCUGGAGUACGGCGCCUCCCCGACCUCCACCAACGCCGCCGACGACACUCCCCUGCACCUAGCGGCUAAGCAGGGCCUCGUGCACACCUGCAAGGCUUUGCUCGAGGCUGGGGCCGACCCAACGGCAAGGAACAGGUAUAACGAGACGCCAUGGGACACCGCUACCCUCGCCGGCUCCCCCUCCUCAUUGGCCUGCGCAGACAUCAUUCUAACUAACCAUCUGCAGGCCAAAGACAGCGCCAGGAGUCUAAGGCAGCUGACCAGUCGGCCCGUGUGACUUGGUUCUUGUGUGUGGGAUUUUCCCUUUUCCUUUUUUUUUCUCUUUCUCUCUCUCUCUCUCUCUCUCUAUCUCUCUCUCUCGCGAAAGAUCGUUUAAGAUGUAGUAAGAUAAAGACUUAUAUUGUAUUUUUGUAUUAGUUGUAGUUUAAUUUUUGUAUUUGGUAGUGUUGAGAACUUCAGAAUUAUUGAGAGAGUGUUUACAUACACACACACACACACACACACACACACACACACACACACACACACACACACACACACACACACACACGCACACACACACACGCAAUAUAUAUAUAUAUAUAUAUAUAUAUAUAUAUAUAUCCACACACACACGUACGCUCAAAUAUAUAUAUAUAUAUAUAUAUAUAUAUAUAUAUAUAUAUUCAUACACAUACAAUCGCAAGUAAUGGUACUUUUAAUUUAAGUUUAAUUUUCUUAUAUCAUUCGAUGCAUUUGAAUGAUUUCAAGGCUUAUUACUAUUGUAUAUAUCUAUAUCUAUCUAAGAGUCCAAAGCUAUAUAACUAAAGGUAAUGAACAUGUGUGGUUAUCUACAUUGUUGAUUAUGUACAUAACUGUAAUUCAGAUAUAUCUAGGAUUCUGUACUUGUAGAUAAUAAUAUAAGAUACCGAAAAGAGUGAAAGAAUGUUUACACAUGAUGUAAAUACUCAUUUCAGAUAUUUAUCUAAUAAAAAUGUAAAUUGGU
Molecule: messenger RNA, 1668 nt
Organism: Penaeus chinensis
Lineage: Eukaryota; Metazoa; Arthropoda; Malacostraca; Decapoda; Penaeidae
Product: ankyrin repeat and SOCS box protein 8-like
Exons: 5
Coding region: 304-960 (218 amino acids)
Molecular function (GO): protein binding
Source: RefSeq, a predicted model, not a curated record